Messenger RNA from Microthlaspi erraticum, 2541 nucleotides. Lineage: Eukaryota; Viridiplantae; Streptophyta; Magnoliopsida; Brassicales; Brassicaceae. The record is from the annotation of a GenBank genome assembly.
AUGUUCAAGUCAUGGAGGAACGACAAGAACAAGAUCAAGGCUGUGUUCAAGAUUCACUUUCAGGCAACUCAGGUACCAAAGCUGAAGAAAGCUGCUUUGAUGAUCUCAUUGGUUCCUGAUGAUGUUGGGAAGCCGACAUUUAAGCUGGAGAAAGCUGAGGUUAAAGAUGGGAUCUGUUCUUGGGAGAAUCCAAUUUAUGUGUCAGUGAAGCUAAUAAAAGAACCAAAAACUGGGAUUAUUCGUGAGAAGAUUUACCAUUUUGUUGUUGCAACAGGUUCUUCAAAAUCGGGUUUUCUAGGAGAAGCUUCGAUUGAUUUUGCAGAUUUUCUGACAGAAGCAGAGCCAGUAACUGUCUCCUUGCCUCUUAAAUUUGCCAACUCUGGUGCUGUCUUAAAUGUGACAAUCGAGAAGAUCCAAGGAGCCAAUGAUUUAAGAUUAAUUGAGGAAAAUAAGGAUCAAACACUUAGCAAGGAGGAUAGCUUCAAAAGCCUACCAAGCAAUGAUGACUUAGAGGGAUAUAACCAAGAUGAACAAGAAAGGAGCUUAGAUUUGAACAUGGCUAAGAACGUUGGUCUAGGAGGUUCCUUUGAUUCCAUUGGUGAGUCAGGAUGGAUGGAAGGAAAUGCACGGUUGCCUCAACGACAUAACUCAGUUCCUGCGGCGACAAACGGGCAUCGGAGAUCAAACACAGACUGGUCAGAUUCAACAUCAGAUGAAAGCUACAUCGAGUCGAGAAACAGUCCUGAGAACAGUUUCCAAAGAGGAUUAUCUUGUGGUGCUGAUCCGAGUGACCCCAUUGAGAAGCUUAAGAUGGAAGUGGAAGCUUUGAAGAGGCAAUCGGAGUUAUCAGAGCUGGAAAAACAGUCUUUAAGGAAACAGGCGAUAAAGGAGAGCAAACGUAUACAGGAACUAUCGAGGGAAGUUAGUUCUCUCAAAGGAGAAAGAGAUGGAGCUUUGGAAGAAUGUGAAAAGCUAAGGUUGCAGAAAAGCAGAGAGGAAGCUGACGCUGAGAGCAGGUUGAGAUUCAUUAGCGAAGAUUCGAGCAAUAUGAUUGAGGAGAUUCGAGAUGAGCUGAGCUGUGAGAAGGAUUUGACGAGUAACCUUAAGUUGCAGCUGCAGAGGACACAAGACUCAAACUCUAACUUGAUUCUUGCUGUGAGAGAUCUCAAUGAGAUGUUGGAGGAGAAGAACAAAGAGAUAUCUUCUUUGAAUAGCUUGUUAGAUGAGGCUAAGAAGCUUGAAGAGAAUAAGGAAAUGGAAUCUGGACAUAAUGAGAUAGAUACGCUAAGGAAACAGAUCGAAGAUUUGGAUUGGGAGCUAGACUCUUACAGGAAAAAGAACGAAGAACAGGAGAUUCGUUUGAAUGAUCUUACUCGGGAAUAUGAGUUCUUGAAGGAGGAAAACUGUAAGAAUCAAGAAUGCUCAAAACCGGAAGGUAACUUCUUGGAUUCAAAUGAUCCUAUAGAAGAAUUGGAAUCUCAGAUAGAGAUCUUGGAAGGCAAAUUGAAGCAGCAAUCAAUGGAGUACUCUGAAUGCUUGAUCACGGUUAAUGAACUCGAGAGUCAGGUGAAGGAGUUGAAGAAAGAGCUGGAGGAUCAGUCACGGGCUUUCGAUGAAGAUCUCGACACAAUGAUGCGGGAGAAAACAGAGCAAGAGCAAAGAGCCAUCAACGCAGAGGAGAAUCUGAGGAAGACAAGAUGGAAAAACGCUAUAGCAGCAGAGCGGCUUCAAGAGAAAUGCAAGAGGCUUUCUCUUGAAAUGGAAUCGAAGCUGAGCGAGCACGAGAAUCUGACGACGAAAACAUUGGCCGAAGCGAACGACCUUCGUCUGCAGAACAAGACUCUAGAGGAAAUGCAAGGAAGAGCACAUACCGAGAUCACACAACAGAGAGAGCUAAAGAAGAGCGUGGAAGAGAAGAACGAAGCUUUGUCAAUGAAAGUGCAGAUGCUCGAAGGCGAGGUCGUGAAGCUAACGAAGAUGAGAGAGGAAUCGAAUGCAGCAGCUACUGAAACCGAGAAGAUAAUACAAGAGUGGAGGAAAGCAAAAGAUGAGUUCGAGAGGAAGUUUGCUUUGGCUAAAGAAGAAGCCAAGACAUCGCAGAAAGAGUUAACUCUCAGUAAGUCUUCAAAUGAUGAAAAGGAGACCAGGCUUCGGAAUCUGAAGAGAGAAGUAGAAGGUCUAAGCCUACAGUACAGCGAGUUACAAAACAGCUUUGUUCAAGAAAAAAUGGAGAAUGAAGAGUUGAGAAAACAAGUAUCAAACUUGAAAGUCGAUAUUCGGAGAAAAGAAGAGGACAUGACUAAGAUCCUAGAUGCAAGGAUGGAAGCAAGGUCACAGGAGAAUGGGCACAAAGAGGAGAAUCUAACAAAGCUAUCAGACGAAUUGGCUUAUUGUAAGAACAAAAACAGUUCAAUGGAGAGAGAGUUGAAAGAAAUGGAAGAGAGAUAUUCAGAGAUAAGCCUGAGAUUUGCAGAGGUAGAAGGUGAAAGACAACAACUUGUAAUGGCUGUCAGAAACCUCAAGAACGGUAAGAAGUUUUAG